Messenger RNA from Myotis davidii, 3351 nucleotides. RefSeq names its product ATPase, Na+/K+ transporting, alpha 1 polypeptide (gene ATP1A1). Gene Ontology annotation, cellular component: membrane. Lineage: Eukaryota; Metazoa; Chordata; Mammalia; Chiroptera; Vespertilionidae. The record is from RefSeq and is a predicted model, not a curated record. Gene Ontology annotation, biological process: intracellular sodium ion homeostasis; intracellular potassium ion homeostasis; potassium ion import across plasma membrane. The transcript has 22 exons. Gene Ontology annotation, molecular function: ATP binding; ATP hydrolysis activity; P-type sodium:potassium-exchanging transporter activity. The coding region runs from base 96 to 3035 and encodes 979 amino acids.
CUUUCCGCCUUCUCCUGUAGGUUGGACGUGACAAAUAUGAGCCUGCGGCCGUUUCCGAGCAUGGCAACAAGAAAAAGGCCAAGAAAGAGAGGGAUAUGGAUGAGCUGAAGAAAGAAGUGUCUAUGGAUGACCAUAAACUGAGCCUGGACGAGCUUCACCGCAAAUACGGAACAGACUUAAGCCGCGGCUUAAGCACCGCUCGAGCUGCCGAGAUCCUGGCCCGAGACGGUCCCAACGCCCUCACUCCCCCUCCCACCACCCCCGAGUGGGUCAAGUUCUGCCGGCAGCUGUUCGGGGGGUUCUCCAUGCUGCUGUGGAUUGGAGCCAUUCUCUGUUUCUUGGCUUAUGGCAUCCAAGCUGCCACGGAAGAGGAGCCUCAGAAUGACAAUCUGUACCUGGGUGUGGUGCUGUCUGCUGUCGUCAUCAUCACUGGCUGUUUCUCCUACUACCAAGAAGCUAAGAGCUCAAAGAUCAUGGAAUCCUUCAAAAACAUGGUUCCGCAGCAAGCCCUGGUGAUCCGCAACGGUGAGAAGAUGAGCAUCAACGCGGAGGAGGUGGUGGUUGGGGACCUGGUCGAAGUGAAAGGCGGGGAUCGGAUCCCUGCUGACCUCAGGAUCAUUUCUGCCAACGGCUGCAAGGUGGAUAACUCCUCGCUGACCGGGGAGUCGGAGCCCCAGACCAGGUCUCCCGACUUCACACACGAAAACCCCCUGGAGACGAGGAACAUUGCCUUCUUUUCCACCAACUGCGUUGAAGGCACUGCCCGCGGCAUCGUCGUGUACACCGGGGACCGCACCGUCAUGGGGAGGAUCGCCACGCUGGCCUCUGGGCUGGAAGGCGGCCAGACGCCCAUCGCUGCGGAAAUCGAACAUUUCAUCCACCUCAUCACGGGGGUGGCCGUGUUCCUGGGGGUGUCCUUCUUCAUCCUCUCCCUGAUCCUCGAAUACACCUGGCUCGAGGCCGUCAUCUUCCUCAUCGGAAUCAUUGUCGCCAAUGUGCCCGAAGGUCUGCUGGCCACCGUCACGGUGUGUCUGACCCUGACUGCCAAGCGCAUGGCCCGGAAAAACUGCUUAGUGAAGAACCUGGAAGCCGUGGAGACUCUGGGGUCCACGUCCCUCAUUUAUCCCACUCUUAUGGGAUUUAACACGACGUUAACGCAUCGCUUGCUUGCCUCGAUCCCGUCAGGUGUCUCCUUCGACAAGACCUCAGCCACCUGGCUCGCCCUGUCGAGAAUCGCUGGCCUGUGUAACAGGGCCGUGUUUCAGGCCAACCAGGAAAACCUGCCCAUCCUGAAGCGGGCAGUGGCGGGCGACGCCUCGGAGUCGGCGCUCUUGAAGUGCAUCGAGCUGUGCUGUGGGUCCGUGAAGGAGAUGAGAGAGCGGUACCCCAAGAUCGUAGAGAUACCCUUCAACUCCACCAACAAGUACCAGUUGUCCAUUCACAAGAACCCCAACACGGCCGAGCCCCGGCACCUGCUGGUGAUGAAGGGGGCCCCCGAGAGGAUCCUGGACCGCUGCAGCUCCAUCCUGCUCCAGGGCAAGGAGCAGCCGCUGGACGAGGAGAUGAAGGACGCCUUCCAGAACGCCUACCUGGAGCUGGGCGGCCUGGGCGAGCGCGUGCUGGGUUUCUGCCACCUCCUCCUGCCGGACGAACAGUUCCCCGAAGGCUUCCAGUUCGACACAGAUGAUUUGAAUUUCCCUGUGGAAAACCUCUGCUUUGUGGGGCUCAUCUCCAUGAUCGACCCACCCCGGGCUGCUGUCCCCGAUGCCGUGGGCAAGUGCCGGAGCGCCGGGAUCAAGGUCAUCAUGGUCACCGGAGACCAUCCCAUCACAGCCAAAGCCAUUGCCAAAGGUGUGGGCAUCAUCUCCGAGGGCAACGAGACCGUGGAGGACAUUGCCGCCCGCCUCAACAUCCCCGUGAGCCAGGUGAACCCCAGGGACGCCAAGGCCUGCGUGGUGCACGGGACUGACCUGAAGGAUAUGACCUCCGAGCAGCUGGAUGACAUCCUCAAGUACCACACGGAGAUCGUGUUCGCCAGGACCUCCCCGCAGCAGAAGCUCAUCAUCGUGGAGGGCUGCCAGCGGCAGGGCGCCAUCGUGGCUGUGACUGGCGACGGUGUCAACGACUCUCCGGCUUUGAAGAAGGCGGAUAUUGGGGUUGCCAUGGGGAUCGCCGGCUCGGACGUGUCUAAGCAGGCUGCCGACAUGAUUCUCCUGGACGACAACUUUGCCUCCAUUGUGACUGGAGUCGAGGAAGGUCGUCUGAUCUUCGACAACUUGAAGAAAUCCAUCGCCUACACCCUGACCAGUAACAUUCCAGAGAUCACCCCCUUCCUGAUAUUUAUUAUUGCGAACAUUCCGCUGCCGCUGGGCACCGUCACCAUCCUCUGCAUUGACCUGGGCACGGACAUGGUUCCUGCCAUCUCCCUGGCCUACGAGCAGGCUGAGAGUGACAUCAUGAAGAGACAGCCCCGCAACCCCAAGACGGACAAGCUGGUGAACGAGCGGCUGAUCAGCAUGGCCUAUGGGCAGAUCGGUAUGAUCCAGGCUCUGGGGGGCUUCUUCACUUACUUUGUGAUUCUGGCCGAGAACGGCUUCCUCCCGAUUAACCUGCUGGGCAUCCGCGUGGACUGGGACGACCGCUGGAUCAACGACGUGGAGGACAGCUACGGGCAGCAGUGGACCUACGAACAGAGGAAGAUCGUGGAGUUCACCUGCCACACGGCCUUCUUUGUCAGCAUCGUGGUGGUGCAGUGGGCCGACCUGGUCAUCUGCAAGACCCGGAGGAACUCCGUCUUCCAGCAGGGGAUGAAGAACAAGAUCCUGAUAUUUGGCCUCUUUGAGGAGACGGCCCUCGCUGCUUUCCUCUCCUACUGCCCCGGGAUGGGAGUCGCCCUGAGGAUGUAUCCCCUCAAACCUACCUGGUGGUUCUGUGCCUUCCCGUACUCUCUCCUCAUCUUCGUGUACGACGAAGUCCGAAAACUCAUCAUCAGGCGAAGCCCUGGAGGCUGGGUGGAGAAGGAGAGCUACUACUAGCGCCCGUCCUGCACGCCGUGAGCAUCGUGCCACUCUGCACCCUCACCCGCCCCUUUGUGUACUUCAGUCUCGGAACUCAGAACUCCACCCUGGUAGGAAGCACCGACGCAUGGGGAAAGCGAGCCGUCCUGGAAUGAAGCAUGUAGCUAUAGGGGGGAGGGGGGGGGGCUGCCUGUCAAACAUCCGUGUGUGGGAACGACAGCGGGGAAGGUUUUUACGUGCCUUUUUGUUUUUGUAAAAAGGAAAUCAUGGAGAGACCGAAAGAAUACAUUUUAUAUCUGGAUUUUUACAAAUAAAGAUGGCUAUUAUAACGGAA